Cynara cardunculus var. scolymus (artichoke) is the source of this 444-nucleotide messenger RNA. RefSeq names its product DNA-binding protein HEXBP-like. The record is from RefSeq and is a predicted model, not a curated record. Gene Ontology annotation, molecular function: zinc ion binding; nucleic acid binding. The coding region runs from base 1 to 444 and encodes 147 amino acids. NCBI's taxonomy places the organism in Eukaryota, Viridiplantae, Streptophyta, Magnoliopsida, Asterales, Asteraceae. The transcript has a single exon.
AUGAUUAAACCAACCACAUUUGUACAGGCAGUGGAGAUGGCAAGGGUGGCCAAGGAGAACAACGCUAGAGAAACUUGUGACAGAAGAGAGAUGAAGAGAAGGUGGGAAAGAACAAGCAAGUUCAACAAGAAGCCCAACUGGGCUCCGACUCUGUUAAAAACACAAAGUGAAGAAUUCACUAUUCCUUCGUGUAACAAAUGCAACAAGAGGCAUAAGGGAGAGUGCAGAGCGGGGAGCCUGACAUGCUACAAAUGUGACAAACCAGGACACACUGCGCGAGAGUGCCCAGAGAGGAGAACUUGUUAUGAAUGUGGAGCUACAGGACACCUACGACCUGACUGCCCAAAACGUCAGAAUGGUGCGACACCUUACGUGAAGACAGUAAAUAACGGGUUUGGAAAGAGAUCGGAAAGUAGGAAGGAAUUACCUAAGGGUCACGGCUGA